Messenger RNA from Trachymyrmex cornetzi, 2500 nucleotides. RefSeq names its product leucine-rich repeat-containing protein 24. Gene Ontology annotation, cellular component: extracellular matrix. The record is from RefSeq and is a predicted model, not a curated record. Gene Ontology annotation, molecular function: protein binding. Bases 385 to 2109 code for a protein of 574 amino acids. NCBI's taxonomy places the organism in Eukaryota, Metazoa, Arthropoda, Insecta, Hymenoptera, Formicidae. The transcript has 3 exons.
AUCGCAGGAGUUAUAAAGGAGAGUGGCUGGCUGGAUUACGGUCCGCGCGCGCUUAUGACGCUCACUUAAUCAGGAUGAGCUUUGAGAACUCGCUGACAAUGCUGCUGGUGCGACAGAACCCGGAGAAUUGGUCUGCGAAAUGAAUACCUCUGAGAGAAGAAACAAUGGAAGCGUCCACGCGAGCAUGACGGCCUCAUUCGGUGUCGUGGACGGCACGCUUAGACGGCCAGAAUGAGACUCUCGAGUCGUCAGUAAAACGGAGAACUGUUGUCGUCGUCGUUACCGUGUUGCGGUGGAGCCAGCUGCCUGUUCUCGCCUCGAGGCGAGAAGAGGAUCAGACGGGAUCAGUAGACACCGGGUAGACACCGAUAAAAGGACGGUGUUAUGUUAGUGACAAGGCCUCACCCUCUAGGAGGGCGCAUACUACUCGCCCUCUUCCUUUUAACGGGGUGUUUCGCUUUGCUGUCACGGGCGGCCGCUUUCCCGGAUUGGACCGACUGUCCCGCGGUUUGCCGAUGCAAGUGGACCUCCGGCAAGAAGUCCGCUUUAUGUCCGGACGCCGGCCUAACGUCGCUGCCGGCGUCCCUCGAUCCGGACAUGCAAGUGCUCGACUUGUCCGGCAACAAGAUACCUGCUCUGAAAGAGGAGAUAUUCAAAUUGGCCGGCCUGGUGAAUCUGCAACGGGUCUUUCUGCGUAAUGCCGGUAUCUACAGUAUCCAUACGGAUUCUUUCAAAGAUAUGAGGAUACUCAUCGAGAUCGAUCUGUCGGACAAUCACGUAACGGCCUUGGAGCCGAAUACAUUUCUUGGGAACGAGCGCCUGCGCAUUUUGAUACUUAGCGGAAAUCCGCUCGGUACUUUGCGUAAUCUACAGUUUCCUGUACUACAGCAUCUGCGAAAUUUAGAGCUGCAACGAUGCUCCUUGACUGAAGUACACGGACAAGCCUUUGCCCGGCUAACCGGCUUAGAAUUCUUGAAGUUGGAUACUAACCAACUAGAAUAUUUGGAGUCCUCGGUGAUAUCCGGAUUAUCUCGCUUGAAAACCUUAACGCUAGAUGGCAAUCGAUGGAGAUGCGACUGCAGACUACGAGAUUUCCGCACCUGGCUUAUCCCCGACGUACCCAGCAAGUUGUACUCCGUGCCACAAAUCUGUUCAGGUCCACCGAGAUUGGAAGGCCGCAGGUGGGAGGAUGUAAAAUCUACGGAAUUUGCUUGUGAACCAAAAGUAUUCGUCCUGGCGAGCAGCAUACAAGAGGAGACCAACGGUAAUCUCAGCUUGGCGUGUCGAACGAGCGGCGAUCCCGAGCCAGAAGUUUGGUGGCAAUUAAACGGUGGACCAGUCAAUGCUACCAAAUCGACUGAUCAAUCCUACAUGGGGACUCUCGUCAUUUACGCAACGUCCGAGUCUGGGAUACCUUCCAAUGACAAGUCUGCGUCCAGAACCAUCGGGGACCGAUGGAGCAACUUGACCGUUUACAACGCCAGUGACAGCGACGCCGGCGAGUAUGCCUGUUUUGCGAAGAAUAUCGCUGGUCUCGCGCGAGACACAGUCAACGUGGCAAUACCUCGUGUUUAUACGGCCCCGACUCUCUCCCAAAGCGACAACUGGCUGCUCUGGGUAAGUUUGGCUGGAGGCGGCGCCGCUGCCGCGUGUGCUUCCAUCUCGGCCGUGUUGCUGGUUCUUUGUUUGUGCGGUGGAAAUCGACGACACAGUAAACGGGAGAAGGUGAAGCUGCAAAGCAGCAGCAGUUUCGGCGACCAAGAGAAGAAGCUGCUAGACCUGUCCGUGACCACCACCACGACGCCCGGCAAUAGUAACGAUCGCGGCAGCGGUCACGGCAGCAUCGAUGAGGCGUGUAGCACCGGUGACCUCGAGUUGGCGGAGCGCAGCUCUAUUUGCGAUCCUAUGGCUGCGGCCGCGGUCACCGUCGAGCGUUUGCGCUCCACCGAGGUCGCCGCCGGUUCACCUUACGACAAUAUGGGGCCGCGCAUUACGGCAAACGGCAGUUCCGCAUUCUCGUUAACGGACAUAACGGACAUGGACCUGCGACUAUCGCCGCCACCACCGCCGCGGAUCAUUCAACCGCCGCACGAAUUCGUUUCCCUCUAAAAUACCGGAUUCUUUUCCACACCGAUUCGUAUUGUCACGCAAUACUGAUUUCAUAAUCGAUAAUAUUCCGCUAAUAGUGUUAUCCUAAUAUACUGUGGAACAUCCAUUAGCGGCCGGGUAUUAUUGGAUAACAUCAAUUAGCGUGCGGUAAUAUUAACCGUGUCAGGAAUGGCUCACGAAUCGACUCUUUGAGAACGCACGCGCUCGCUUCGAACGAGUGAUCCGUAUACGCUUCCUCGGUGGAGUUUUAACGACGUAUCCUAUCGAUAUUGCUUUGAUAGUGACGAGACGUCAUAUUGAUUGUACUGAAGAAUUUUUAUCUCAAUAUUACGCGUUCGUUGGGUCAUCGUGGACAUUACAAAUUUUGCAGCCUUAAAAUAUUGAUCGCAAU